Pocillopora meandrina is the source of this 13131-nucleotide messenger RNA. Lineage: Eukaryota; Metazoa; Cnidaria; Anthozoa; Scleractinia; Pocilloporidae. The record is from the annotation of a GenBank genome assembly.
UGCUUCGCAUGGAAGACGCAGUGUGCGUAAGUUGUAGUAGUCUGCUACAGAAGGAUGAUACACCCAUACAAGCGUUAUGCAGCAACUGGCACCGCAAUUGCUUCAAGUAAGUUUUCUUUCGUCGGAAAACUGAAUUCCUUUAUUUCCGGAUGCCUUUUCCCUAACACAAUCUUUCUUUAGGUGUUCAGAGUGUAAACGGCAACUUUCGUCGACGUACUAUGCCCGUGGAAAGACGCUUUACUGCAAAAAGGACUACACGGAAAAAUUCCGAUCUAAGUGUCACGUCUGCGAGCAAAAAAUUAGUGGACUUGUAGUGGUGUGUGCCAUAAUCUAUCGUGUUACAUUUAAUUCGUGUUGUUACUUAAGUCUGCUCAAUUAAGUGUAAAUCUGAUACUGCUUUUGUGGUUUUAAUUAUUUUGUAAACCAUUCAUCGGCAAUAGUUUUCUUCGUUGUAGAGGGGCGAAUAUUUCAUUUGAGCUUCAUUCACUGAUCCAACUCUUUCCAUCGCAAUUUAUCGCUAAUGUUUGGUAUAUUUCUUAAUUUACCGAUUUAACUCUUCUUAAUCUUUAUAAUUUUCCGCAUCAUAGAGUGAAUGUACAUCAAAUUUUCAUUUUGUCCAGGAAUGCUACAGAUUGUGGCAUUUCAGUUUUCAGGAACUUUCCCUAAUUUCAAUUAAUAUACAUUUUUUAUAACAACAACAGGAAGUUAUAACUUCUUCACCUGCUGAGUUAUAAAAAAGAUUUUGGUGUAGAACAGGAUUUCUGUAACUAGCCAGUAGAAUUUAAUGUGUACAAAAUUAUGUAAUUUGCAUCUUUUUGUUAAUAUCAGUAUUGGUUAGUGAACAGAAAUCAGUCAUUUAAUUACUGAUAACUGAAAGGGCAGCACUAAAGAUUGAAAACUUGGUAUAUUAAACCAAAAUCUUUCAAGUUGGUGAUUUGCAAUCUCCAUCAAGGUGUACUAUUACCUCUUACAGCAAGUGCCACCAAGUCUAUGGUACUCAGAAGUUGAAUACAUGAACAUGUAGUUACACAUAUGGAAAGAUAGAACAAAUCUCUUGUAUUGAAUAUGUUUCUUCUAAAUUUUCUCAAUCAGGUUGUAGCUGAUCAUAAAUUCCACACUGAAUGUUUCUCAUGUGGAAACUGUCAACAAUUUUUGGGAGAAGAAGAUGAUUACGUCCUUCUUGAACAACAUAGAUUGACAUGGUAUUAUGUUUCAUGCGAUUUAGUCUGUGUAGUUGUAAAGUAAAAUUGCAAAUAUUGGAGUACAUGAAAAGUGACUCAAAGAUCAUUCUCUAUACAAGUAUCUACCCAUAACUAAUGCUCUAUUUAGCUCUCCUCUUCUCUCCUUCCUCUAAUAAACAAAAAGUUUACUAAAAAACACAGGUAUGGGGUAUUAUUUGGAAGCCUCCCUUAGUUUCACCCUGAGAGACAAAAAACAAUUUCAUGUACCUUUUGAUAAUUGUAUUACAGUGCAACAAUAAUCCAAACAUUUUUUCUUACCAUAUUUGAAAUACUUUUAACCCUAGCUGUACAUGUUUCACGAAAGGAAAAGAAGAGUCUUGGUGGAAUCCUUCUUUAAAUGCUGUUUAUCACUUAAAUCUGACUCCUGGAGCUUUGAGCAAGUAUAAAAUUGAAGUAGAAAUUGUGAAGAGGGAAAGAAAGAGGUCUAUAAAAUCUAGAAGUUUGGAGAAAGAACCUGAGAUGUCUCUCGUUAUCAAAGGGUAUUCUUAUUUUGUCACACAACUUUUCUGCUUCAAUAUAGCUUGUUGAUUUAUACAAAUAAAUUAUCUACCUGUGUGUAAUCUCAAAUAUCUUUUUUGGGUGCAAAGUAUAAAACUUUUUAUGGUAUUUAACUUGUCUACUAUUUUAAUACCCAUGUGGCAUUUACAAAUUUUGAAACAGAUUAUGGAGGUUUAAAAUAUUUGGUACGUUUUGUUUAUUAAUUUCUCUCUGAAAUUUACUUUAAAUUUGGUAUGCACAAUGGUACAAAAUUGAAAAUUAUGUUGAAAGUGAACUUUUUGAGAGGCUUAAACCUGUAUUGAAGAAAAUGUAAACAACUGGAUGAAUGUCAAAUAUAUUUUUUAAGUCUAUUUAUAUUUUGAACAGGUAAACAGAGAGAACAUAAUAAUCCUAUGAUUGUCCUGAAAUACUUGUACUUGGUAGUCUUACCUGUACUUUAAUAUAUGAAAUUAGAAAUGUUUUAUCACCACAAGGUUUAAAACAACCAAAAAGUCACUGAGCUGUGAUACAUUAAAUGUCAUGGUUGGAGAUGUGGUACUGGAGGUCAACAAAGUUUUUGUGUCUCCUUCUACUUUUGAUAAGGUAAACAAAGAACUGGUAAUUGAUCUAGUGAGCAGUGAGUGAGGUCAAUUGGGAAAUGUUUAGAUAACCAGGCAAAAUCUGAGGUGGUUUAGAAUUAGCUAUUUGCUUUUAAGAUAUUGUGAAACCUGUUGUAGAGAAACUUUGCACUAAGGAUAUGUGUUACACUGGAUAUACAACAAGAGAAUUCCUUAUAUUUGCAAAGAAGAAGGGGGCUGAGAAUGACUUAUUAAAGAAGUAGCCUGAAUGAAGUGUAUGGUUGUAACAGACUUAGAAAAAUUAAGCUUCUUAUGGUUUUUCAGUUGGAUAUCCUGUGUCAUUUAAUGCUGGCAAGAGUUGUUUGGGUUUUGGCUGAACACAAGUUCAACUCUAGGCUGUAAACAGGAAACAAAUGUCAAUCAUAUUUGAAAAACUUAAGAUGCAAUUUCUUUUUUAACCCCUGUAGGUUGCUUCUCUCCUGACGUCCCAGUCAAAUGAGAUCACUGAAAUUACCCUUGAACGAAAUGCAAGUGGACUUGACCUGAAACCCAAACAGUGCAGACUACUCAGUGUUGAUUCUGAUGGUGAAUCUGGGGCAACUGCAGAAGAUAAAAGCUUUCGUAACAGGUCAAUAUCUCUAUUCUCCAGAAGGGAACUACGACGUUGUCAAACAUCAGCAUCCUCAGAAAACCCCCCACUCAUCAAUGGGGAGGGAGAUUCUUUGAAAGAUGCUAGUGGAAAGAAGAUAACAAAGCCUGCUAUGCGAUCAAAUUCACUUCCAAGAAGGUAAUUCUUUGGUCUGGUUUUCCCUGAGAGCUAGUCACAAAAAUUUAAUGAUGACAAGAUAACUUCUUUAAGCUUUAAAAUGAACUUUUAUAUUUUAACCACAUCUUUUUCAGCUGAAUAAGCCUCUUUUAAAUCUCUUGCAAGUUCAAGGGUGGAUGCUCAGCUUGGUUGUGCAUUUUUGUACCUCUGAGCAAAUUUUGGUGGUUUAUUUUUCUCUUGAUCUGGACAAGCCCUUGAUAAUUUUUUGGUGUCUAAUUUCUUUCCUUGGUUUUUUUUUUUUCAAUAGUAAUUCAUUGUCUGACAAUUUCAAGUUACGAUCGGCAAUUCACAGAGCUCAGUCAUUCAAGUCAGAGACUGCUGCCAACAGGUAAUACUCAGCAAUGUUGUGUUCAUUUAUCUCUUUAUUUAUUUGCCAAAAUUUCCUCAAAAAAACUUUCAGCCCAAUUCAGGUUUUGCUGGUUACAUUAGGUACAUUUGACUUCAAUUUGUGGUUUAGUCAAAAUGCUUUGUAGCUUAACUCCUUGAAAAUUUUCAAUUUUCAACUGUAGUCCAAAGCACUUCCCUUUUUUAUGUCUUGCGGGCUUAACUCUAUUGCAUGACUUGCUUAUUUAAAUGUUUUUUUUUUCCAGAAAUUGUUCUUAAGUUUCAUGAGCAAGUGAAAGGAUUAAUUGUCUUGUUUUCCUACGACUGACUGCUUUUGACUCAUCAGUCAUAUUGAGAAAAUCAAAAUUAUUAAAAAUCAUUUCUCAAACCCAUCAAAUACAUAGUCAGGGGGUAGUGUAAGUUACAGAACUCAGUGUGUAACUUUCAGUAUGACAGACGUGUUACAUAGAGAUCUAAAGGAAAUUAAUGCUAUAUAACUGACUUCUUAUAAAGGGUCUUCAGGCCCUGUGAUCUGGUCCUUGGAGAUGUGAUUGGAAAAGGCUUUUUUGGACAAGUGAGGAAGGUAUGCAGCAAGUGACUUUAUCUCAGGAGUAAUAAUUGAUCUGAACAGUUGUGUGAUUGUCUGAAGAAAGGCAGUUCCAAAAGGGAUCAGUGUCUAUUACAGUGACUGACAUUGCAACAACCAGAAGGAUCUCAAUGAUGACCUUGAUGAGUCAUUGAGUCAACUCUUCAUUCAGUUAACCUGACUCAGAUAAUGGCUUCUGCUUGGCUGGUCGAAAUGUCAGUUGCUAUUUCCAAAACAGUCUUUUUCAGGAUUACUCUCUCACAAUCAAACGUAAAGUUCAGUCAGGAUGUCAUACAUAUUUUUCUUAAAUUAAGACCUUAUCUAGUACAUUCUUUCAUGGAUGCAUAGUAAUUGUGCCUUUGUUUUUUUUUCCAAGGUGACACAGAGACAGAGUGGAGAGGUAAUGGUGAUGAAGGAGCUUCUAAAUUAUGAUGAAACAGCUAAAGUGAGCUUCUUGAAGGAGGUAAGUUACAUUUUCUUUAUAAAGCUUGGUUGGACAAGUGCUUUUAGCAGGCACAGUAUAUAUAGGACUACCCAGAAACUUGGAGCCCAAUGCCAUCAAAUUUUCAGCAACAGCUGCCCUCUUCAAAACCAUAGGAAACCCAUUUAAGGUGAUAAGGGGAGGGUGCUAGAGGGGGGCUUGUCAGAAAGAAGACAUUGUGAAGGGGGCUUCUGAGAGAAGAAACUUUGUAAAGAGAGGGCUUUUUAGAAAGGGGGCGUUUAGAGAGGGGCCUUUUUAGAGAGGGGGUGUACCAAAGAGAGGCUAGUCUGUUAGCUCCUAAAAUAAUAGUUUGAAUCUUUUUCAGGUUGCUUUGCUAAAGAGUUUGAAUCAUCCUAAUGUACUGAGGUUCAUAGGCAUUUUGUACAGAGACCAGACCUUGAACUUGAUUACUGGUAAGCCCUUUGCUAAAUACAUUUAUAAUGUAAGGAAAGUCAGGAGGAGUUGAUAAGGUCUUUGUUGAUUAAAACAUUGAUGUUUUGCAGAGUAUAUUGGUGGUGGUACAGUGCGCCAAGUUCUAAAGGAUAAGGUAUGAAAUUUUGUUAUUUUUUCUACUGACUUUAGGAAGAAAGGUGGAACUUACUUGUAAGAUAUGUGUGGACCUUGUGAUUUAUUGUGAGAAUUUUUAUGUGCUUAUGUUCUCAUUUCCACAUGGUCCAGUUUUGUAUUGACUGAACUCAGGUGUUUAAACCUCUAUUUGUGAUGGUAUUAAUUUGUGCUCAAACUUAUUUCAGAGGUUUGGUUUCCUUGUAGGGUAAACAAUUGCCAUGGUUGCAGAGGAUUAGAUUUGCCAAAGAUAUAGCAGCUGGAAUGGUGAGUUGGAGAAGGUUCUGAUUUAUGAACUGUAAUGCUAAUAUCCUGAUACUUUGUCUAGAAGUUUAGUAAUGAGAAUUUAAAAAGGUGAUUUAAUGCCAAAGUACCACAACUAGUCAAGGAAGAAAUGCUUGCUUGUCAAUCAAGGGAGAACAGGCUUUCAGAUCAUGCGCUAGAACAUAUAAACCCUUUUAAUUAAAGCAGAUUCUAAUUUACAUGUGCAAAUGUAAAGUUUGGAAGACUUUACCUUUAUUACUCUCAGGAGAUUGUACUCAAUGGUGUACUUUUACUAAGGGUCGUGAGAAUAAUUCAUUUUUUCAGUUCAUUUGUUUUUAUUUAUGGUGAAAUGUUUUUGUUAGCUCCUUUAUUUCAAUCCUUUUGCCAGGCUUACCUCCAUUCAAUGAACGUCAUGCACAGAGAUUUAACCUCAAAGAAUUGCCUGGUUGAAACGGACGAGGUAAAUUGGCUGUUUUGAUGAUUUGUUUGUAAAGGAGAUUUUUUUGUUCCUAUUUUCCUAUCCAUAUGAAUGCAAUAUUUUAAACGAAAACCAAAGCUGUGUCACCAGCUCAGACAUAACGUAGUAACUCUGCAACCGGAAUCAUGUGUUGGAAAUAUUAGGAAGUUUGCGAUUGGCUGAGGAAAACAAUUACGCUGAUUGCAUCGAGGAAGGACCAAGGACCAUCAGGAGCGCACUCAGAAGGAGUAUCGUAAAACCUAAACUAAAGAUAUUACGGCGGCAAAUCAAAAGAAAGCAAAAGCCAAUAAAAAAUCACAGUGAUGAAAUGCGAACUGUUUGAAGCGUGCAAAACGAUUUUAUUUUGCAUCUGAUUGGUUGAGAGGGUAGCGCGAUUUUUCUGGACCAAUCACAAAACGUGAUAAAGAAAUAACAACGGGGAUUGCUUUCGAUACAUAGCGUUCACGGGAGUCACACAACCAAACUAUCCCUUUUCUCUCAAACGAACAUAUUAUUAGAGCAGCUUUAAGGCCCACUUUUUUAGUUGUGUUUAGCAGUUACUCAGAUCGAGUUUGCACAAGUUUCCAUGUAUUAGUUUUACUACAAUCCUCCUUCUUUCAUCAUGUGCAGGAGUCAGGCGAUAUGUCAGUGGUUGUGGCCGACUUUGGCUUGGCUCGUGUGGUCAGAGACAAACCCUUAUCGCCUCUUGAUCAGAUAUCAUCGACCAUAACUCCCUCUUCAGGACGAAAAACACGAAGCCCUACCGGCAACAAGCCGCCUCCUCCAAAGAAAAGGUGUGAUGCUUUUGUGAUGGUUCUUAUCUAAAGAAAAUGAUUCUUAAUUCGGAAUGCUAACUAUUAUAUUUACUUCCGGAAUCUAACUAUAACGUAGUAAAUCAGUGUUGUUUCUUAGGUACACUGUGGUGGGUUCCCCGUAUUGGAUGGCGCCAGAAAUGAUGUUGGGUAAGUUGACUUUUUACUUUAAUUUGCUCGAGCAAAAACGGUUGGGCUUCACUUUUUGUUUGAGACGCGGUGGCUUGUGAUUAGUACGCUGAGCUUUUGAUCGAAAGGUCUGGGUUCAAGCUCUGGCUUAGUCAGUGAGUUAAGUGUAUAAGUAAGCAGUAUGCUGUACCUACACAAUGCCUCUCUCAACCCAGGAGUAUAAAUGGACAUUGGUAGGUUGUCAGAAAAACCUUACGAAAUGCCAGGAUGGGGGUGAGAAAACGAUUGCCUCACUGAAAUUGCUGGGUUACCCGCACCUCGCUGGAAGGGGGAGGGAGUUAGGGCUCUGGCAAGGGAUUGUGGAAUUGUGCUCUGGCAAGUUGGACGUCUUGGGUCGAGUGCUGCCUUGCUUGUUACGUAGCGCCUUUUUCAUCAUCUGUUUCAUUUAUCUUUUUAGGAAUGACGUACAAUGAAAAGGUCGACGUUUUCUCAUUUGGGGUUUUAACAUGCGAGGUAUGAUUUUUACCUCCAUGGAUCAAUUUGCUUUGUCAUUUCAUGUCAUUCCUGUUUAAAGUCAAUCUCCAUAUUUACACGUUCUGGAGGCUCCACUAUCACCUCCUUCCUUUUUUGUUUCAGAUAAUUGGCCGAGUAAAGGCUGAUCCAGACUUCCUCCCUCGAUUAUCAGUAAGAAUUUUCUUAUACUCCUUAACUUCAUAAUUCUAGUUGCUUUAGUUUGACUAUGCCUGGGUAAAUCUUGUCUUCUAUUUACACCUAAAAAAGCGCUAGGAGUUCAUAAAUUAAUUGUUUGAUCCUCGAAGUGAUCUGUACAGAUCUUCUCCAAAUUUCAUAACAAGUUUCGGUACAAAGGUGCUGAAAAUAGACAAAGUUAUAAGCUGUGGAUAUAUUGGUAUAACUUCAACGUCCUUUUCGCUGCAUUUCAUGGGGAAAUAAACAAUUGGUUCCUAGAGUUGAAGCGAAAGAAAGAUUUUGCGUGAUAGGGUUGCGGGAAAUGUAGAGAACUAUCAACUCCAUCAGUGUCAUUGCUUUCUUAAAAAAUUCGGUCACGUAUUAAUCGUUCUCGCUUUUGUGUCCACAGAAUUUUGGAAUUGAUGAGGAGAAAUUCCGUAAAGAGUUUUGUGAGGGAUGUCCCGAGUUAUUUUACAAAAUAGCUUUCCUUUGCUGUGAUCUGGACUCAGAUAAGAGGUAAAAGAAAGGUUUCCUUGCUUGGAAUUACAGAUUCAAAGUACGUACACACAAAUUAUUUGUGUAGCAAAUGACAACAGGGUUCAGAACAUUAAGCUAUAAAAUCAUUUUUAUGGCGAACUACCCGGUGACAUUUCUUCUGAUGUUUAUCAAACCACUGAUUGAAUCAGUUCGUUAUAUUACAGCUUUUAUGCCAUAAUAUGUUGGAUAGUUUGCCAAGGAUAUUGAGGAGAUUUCUUUCGGCUCUAGGCUCUUUGGUUAUGAGAAAAAGUCUUGAAUUUUACUCUAAUUAAUCCAAGCAAAGAUAUUGUUUCUUUAACCAAAGCGGAAAAUAAUUAACGACAGUGGUAACUUGGUUUUUUGUACACGUUUUUUGCCUCGAGUCUUGGGUUUCCCUCGCUUGAAGCACUUUGGGUCUUUUGUGAUCAAAACAGCAAUACGCUUUCUGGGAAGCAGAGAAGUCAAACAAAUUCUAUGUGCGGUUUUUGACUCUGAGAUUGCCUAGACUUUAGUGGGUGGCCACGAUAUGUUUGCGUUUGACUGAAGUACUUUUGUCCUCCUCUAACAGACCCGAGUUUUGUGACCUGGAGAAGUGGUUGGAGGCCUUACUCCUUCAUUUAGACGUUGGUUUGCCUUUGCCAUCUGACAUGAGGUUCACUCUUCUACCUGCCACCCUCAUGAGAAAAAUCAGUGAAAGUAAUGAAGGAAGCGGGCAGACAUGAACGAGAUCCUUCUAUCAUAGCCAAAGCCUUUUGGAAAAGAUAGAUUGCACAAAACGACAGUUGUUCGCCUCUGUCGUUGCUUGUCCUUGGGCAAUUUCCAGAGCACUGUAGCAGCUUGGAUUCCUUCCCUCUCAGCAACUUUAUCAUGUACCAAGUUUGGAGGAUUUGAUCGCUUCCUGUGGCAAGCUGAACCGUCCUGUGAAUAUAUCUUGGUGGAUUCCACCCGUGUCAACUCUGUCAGCGGUCAGGCGUCAGUCUGUUCACCCUCACCCUCUCCCUCUUGGGUGACAUUUACGAAUGUGACGUUCGCACCAGCUUUUCCCCUUUUAAAGGAAAAGUUGUCAGGUCGUUCACAAUGAAAAAACGAAACAAUGGGCGCAACUGCAGUCGUACCGCGUAUAAUUUUUCUCAGUUUUAAUGACUCUACUCACUUCCUUAAAGCUGCGAACCUCCUGGCCUGUACAGGAAUUACAAGGCUUUAUGAGAAAUGGAUAAUUCUUGUUACUUGGUCGGCUGGUAAAAAAACAACAACAACAACAACAACAACAAAAAACAUUAGAAAAUCGACAGAAGAAAACGAGUUUCGACUCAACCUGAGAUAAACAGUUCUCGAAGUGGUUAGCGUGGCUCUGGGAACCAGAUGGGUAAUUUGGGAAUUUAGUACUCGAACAAAGCACAUUGUCUUACACCGCUGAAUUGUAAAUAGAUUUAUUUUUUCAUUCCCCUUUUUACUCAAGCACGCGCUGACUAUCAACAGUUGUAAUAAAGCGUCAAGUUACUGACGUGCAAAAACCAAUCGUCGGGGAAUCUUUAGAGUUUUUUUUGUUAUUUAUACUCUCCACUUGUCACAAUGACCGGUCGUGUGUUACCAAAUUGGAAUAAAAUCAGGAUUUUAUAACAUCUGCGUAUGAUGGUUCGUGUCCCCCCCGGCGGUUGGCGGGGGGGGGGGGACUUUCCACUUCUCUCGAAAAAGUAUUAGUCAAUUUUCUAUGAAAGGUAAAAUUGUAGAACCUUCAUUUCAGAGCCAGGUCUGACUUAUAACUUCCAGUGAGACUAGAUGUCCUCUACCAUGGUUGAGGAAAACCUGGGACAAAAAUAUUACGAGCUAAAAAUCCCGCAAACCUGUCGGUCAAUUACUUUUGUAGCUGUGGAAUCGGGUAGUCUUCCUUUUUAGUGUCGAAAAGCCCAAAGCAGUAAUCACGUCGACCAGUCAGAAUGAGGUUUAACAUCAUCAGCCAACAUGAGCUCAAAGUUAAAAUCGGUGAACUACUUUGAGCGUGGGAGAAAGCGCUUUUUUCUGUUUUGUCUGGCUUUUUCUUUUCUUUUCUAUGAAAUUGUAUAUUGCUAACCAAAAAUGUUGGGUGCUUUAUACAAAUAUGAUCCGAGCCUGAGCAAUGAAUUUGAAGUUUUGAACAUCAACUUUGUAUAGUGACAUUUCAUAUUUCAUCUUUAUGAAUGUUUAACUAUUGCUGCACGAAAAUCAGCGGGAAAGGCCAUCUUUGCACGGAACUUCCAAAUUGUAAGUUCUGUCGAAUAUAGUCGAGUAUAUCACAGAAGGCGCAAGGCUGUUUGGUUACACUCCCUGACCUAAGAUCAAUGAUAUCAACCUCGAACAUGUUUGGAAAAAUAACGAGGGUAAACGGCUUGUGAAAUCUUCCCAAGAAUUGAACUACUUUGCUUUGUUGUUUAUAGAAGUCAAUCUUGACUUUGUGUUAUAAACUCCGGUACCCGUUGCUUGUUGCUAAAAGCUUUUUAUAGUCUAAGGUCACGACUAUUGUCAAGAAUUGUUUACUUAACAAAUUGAUUUCAAAACAGAUGUUACGCACGAGUGAUCACAAAGAGAUUUCUGGAACCUGUUUCCAAGUCUGAAACUUCUAGCUAUCAUUAAAAUUAGAUGAAUUUUCUAGAAAUAUGGCGGAUUGAUAUCACAUCACAUCGAAUGUCACAACGAAUAGUUUUUCGUCUUGCUGUGGCUGUCAAAAAGAUUCAGUUCUCUUGUGUGGGAUUUUUGAAAUGGAAAGGAAUUUCUCCCCAACGGAUUAAGGUUCUCGUCGCGAAUCAAGAAUGAGUGACAGGGACUUAAACUUGAGGUAAGAAUCAAUGUAAUGAACUAAUGUUUUGAUACCGAAAAAAUCACGAUUUAAUCACAGAUGACUUCACCGAAUCGCUUUUAAAAUCAAAUUUUCAGCUGGGAACAACACUGCCGAGAAAUUUUAAGGUUGUGGUGAAUUAUUUAGCUUCCAUCGACCUACCAAGUGGUAGCCAUGUAAAAGAACAAACUGCUUCGCGGCAGGUGUCCAUUUUACUGCAAUGUUUACUGUAUCUUUUGAUCUGAAUCCAUUCCUGUUCUCGUCGGUCUUAAAGUAAAUAACUAGUUUUCGAUUUUGAGCUCGGAAUACAAAGGAAUGGGCGUUAACUUGAUAUGGCUCACGGACUGGGUGAAGUGUGGCUUGCCUUACGAGAACAUAAUCUAUUUGGUUUUUUGGUUCACUCAGAGAAGGAAAGUGUCUGUUUAAGGUUUUCAUUGAUUAAACUCACCUCUAUUCUGUUCGUUUAAAGUUUGGGAGCCAAUCGAGUUGUGGCUGGAAACACGAGAUCGAUGAAACUGAACUGGCUUUUGUAGAGUAUCGUUUUAAGCCUGACCAUUGUCCUGAUAUAGAGAGGGUAGUGUAUUUUACACACACUUGACAUAAGAGGCAGUUAUAGUAACGGAAAUAUUGCAACAGUUAAGUUACUUAUGCGGCUUUGAAUGAGUCGUGCUACUUUUGUCAGUAAUCAAGAUUGAAUGGUACUUUCAGAGAGCAAGCCGACCUUUCGCAAAAAUUUUGUACAACCUUGGAACUAAAUAUGAGCCAAAGAAGUCACAAUUAGCAAUACUUUUGAACACCAUUAUGGUUACUUCACUGAUAAAAUACAUUUUUCAUCAGAGGUGUCCUGUAGCACCUUAAACUAAUUUUUACUAUUCUUAUGUUCGUUUUUUUUUCAUUUGCUCAGGUAUCAGAGAGAUCAAUAAAGUAACAUGGAGACAAAAGAUAUUGUAAAAUGGUCCAUGGUCGGUUUUUUCAUCCUCUUUUUUUUGACUGGCCUCUCUCUGCUCAUUUUCGCUGUCACCGUAUCAACGCCAUUCGGAGACUACCUUACGAUGAAAGCCGCCGCGUUCCCGGUGAAUUAUGGACUCAGAAUUGGUCUUCUGAUCCUUCUUUUCUUCAUUACUGGGCUGUUUGUCUUUGCGGUAGUGAAAGAAAAUAACAGACUUCUAACAUUACUGGCCAUCUUGUUCAUCAUUUUGUUUCUUGUCGAGUUCAUCAUGGGAAUAGUGUAUUUCACGUUGAAGAAUGAAAUGAUUGUUGGUAAAAAGAAACUUAGCAAUGGGCAGCAAAUGCUGGCCGAGUAUGGGAAGGACGAGAAAGUCACCAAGGCCUUCGAUCAGAUCCAGCAGACUUACGCCUGCUGUGGAAUUGUUGACUAUCGUGAUUGGUUUACUUCAAAAUGGGCAGCAGCUCAGGUUGGUGAAAAUAUUUGCUUUUUGUUUUCUAGACGUGUCUUUUGCUAAAAUGUAACCCCAGUAUUAAGACGAAGUUUAGGACAUGUUAUCCUCUUUGGAAUUGUAGCUGAAGGUAAUCAUGAAGCGUGCACGCCCGAAAUACGCCAACUUCCUAUCACAUCCCAAGAGGCACUAGGCAUUUUCCCAUCUAAAUUAUGGCUACUAAAUGCGUCCGAAAUAUGUCCUAUAAAUAGGCCAAUAUAAUUGGUAGUAAGCACGAGAUUUUUGAGGUGUGGAAUGAUUUUUGUUUAGACUCGUAUCAUCCUUUCCAUCAAUUUCCGCAUGUUUCUGAUAGUGUUAAGCAGUAAAGCGCUUUUGUGCAGAGGAGCCGAUACUCUUAGAUCGGAAAAGUAAUCUCGUUCUCAUCCAGGAGUCCCGCUGCUCCAGAUUUGUAUCUACCCCUUAUUUGUGUCAGUUGUGUGCAAUAAAGUCGGUGACUAUUUUUUCCUUAGGGGGUGAACAACAGGGUACCAAAGUCAUGCUGUAAGUUCCCGACAGCCACCUGUGGUAAUGAUAUGGACUUAAAGAACCCGAUGGAUUUCAUCAAUAUAUUAGGAUGUACGGGACUAAAUUUCGCCUACGAUGACAAACUGCAAGUGGUGGGAGGGGUAGGUUUGGCUCUCGGUUUUCUGAACUUAUUCGCCCUAUUGUGCUGCAUCAUAUUCUGCUUCUGUUUCAACGCCGCGCGGGGACUCAGUCCUAAGGACGCCUUAAAAGGAGAGGAGCCUAAUGACCAACCGUCGUCGAGCUCAUCGAAUAAGGGCCGUCGACGUUCCUCAGCUCAAAGCUCAUCAGGAUCCUUGCGGCGCCAACCCUCUAAGAAGGCUCUGCGUGCAUCAAGGGAGGACCUUAAUAAUGACGAGAACGAUGAUGACUUACCCUCUUACUCAAAUAAGGAUUUACUCGAUAAAUCUGAAGGAUAG